Stylonychia lemnae is the source of this 1938-nucleotide messenger RNA. The record is from the annotation of a GenBank genome assembly. Lineage: Eukaryota; Ciliophora; Spirotrichea; Sporadotrichida; Oxytrichidae.
AUGGAAUAGACAGGAAUUAUAUCUCCUUCACCUAUACCACACUCCAAUAAUGUGUCUACAACUAUGGAGACUACGGGCAAUAACACUCUUUUUAAAAACUUCAAUCAAGAUAUCAGCUAAGAACAAGACUCAAUGAAAAAGAAUACUAUCAAUUUGCACCCAAAGAACUUGAACUUUUUGAAAUCAGCUCUCAAAACAGAAAGCAAACAACAUAAAGUUGAAUUCAAAGUUGAUCACUUAGACAAACUAAUUGAAAAUGCUUCUAAGAUUAGCAUCAUUCCAGGACUAGGAGGAACAAAUGCUACUGAUCAAGAUUAAUCUUAGUCUAAAGUAAAUAGCAUGAUGAAUCCAAAUGAAACUCUACAGCUUGAUGACACUCUCAAGGAUGCUUCAGGACCAUUUCAUUAAAAUAAAACGUUCUCCAUUAUGAAUAACUUGUAUAAAUCUUAAUCAGAAUAUCAGCUACCUCGUUAAAAUGAGCCAAUAUACCGUCCAGUUAAAAUCAACAUAAGAAAACUAGGUGAUACUAACUGGGACGCCCUGGAUGAGUAAAAAAAGCAGUAGCACGAGACAAAAGUUAAUUAAAUAUUUGACCAUCUUUACAAAACCUAAAACAAGUCUUGGAUGUAUAAGAAUCUCAAGCCAUUUAUGUAAACAGCCGUACUUAAUUAAAUGGAUCAGCAAAUUGAGGAUCAUAGAAUAAGGGCUUCUCAGACUUAACUUGAAAAGAAGAAGAACUUUAAUCAAUUUGAGAACAAAGCUAAUCUAAGUAAGAUACGAUUGGAGAAGUACAAUCAACAACUGAUUAAGUAAUAAAAAGAUAGAGAAAAAAAUCUAAAUAAAAAGAUGUCUAAGGCGUAAAUGACUCUCGAAGAGUAUCAAAAAGCUAAACAAGAAAGAAGUGUUAUGGCUCAUUAAGAAAGAACAUUUGUCAACAGAAAUCCAGAAUAGUUGCAUGUUGUACCGGGAUUAGUGGAUAUAGAGACUUAAAAAGCUACAAUUGAAACGCCUAAUCAAGUUCUUGUUACUUAUUUCUCCGAGCAUGAACUUCAAAUGAUUUAAGAUGAUCCUCAUUACUUCAUAACUGACAUGAGAUACAGAGAUCUAAUCACAAUAUUUGAUCAAGAUGCAUUGGAGGCUAUACUGGAUAACACUACUGAUUAAAAGAUUAAAACUUUUAAAGAGAGAUUUUACAAGGAGCAAAUCGAUCAUAAGAAUUAGGAGACAUUUAAAAAGAAAGUACAAAUUGAAAAGAAAUUUAAUCUAAAGUCAAAAAAGCUUUUAUCGAAUAACACUAACACUAGAUCAAGUAUCGAUCUAACAGAAGAGAUUAAAGAGGAAAUCAAGAACUACAAGAAUACUAUUAAUACAUAAAGCAACUAUUUAGCAACUCAGGAUUCUAGUUAGCACAGUCCAUUGCUAGCAACUACUCAUGGGUUUAGAGAAUAAAUUACACCGAUCAGAAAAUCUAAAAUGAGACAUCCAGAGGAUCAUAAUAGAAGUCUUUAAAAGAUAAGAGAAAAGGAAGCGUAAGAUCGUCUACAGACCUAGGAGAAGUUGCUUGAAAAGUAAAAAGAUGCAGAGCUCAAGCGAUAAAGAGAAUAACUUAAAAACAUGAAUAGAGUUUUGGAAUUGAGGGACAAAAUUACUAUGAAGCAGCAGAGAAUCAAUGCUAACAAGGACAAAUUAAGGUAGGAUCAUGAGCUAAUGAAAAAUUACUACUCUAAAAUUGAGGAGAAUUGUAUGACUGCUCAGGUCAAGGAAAUCUAGGAAGGCAUGCUGAAUCUCAAAUUAUAGCCUAUUAAGCAUCAUCUUUAAACCUGGUAGGCUAAACUAGAUAUGAGAUCCACUUAAAAAAAUUUCAGAGUCUCCCAAAGUCCUUAUAGAAUAGGACAAUCUUUCAGUCAAGAUAAACUCAAGAGACAGUCGAUUGAAUGA